GUGCCGUGAUGGAACGUGUCUUCCGCGCAUAGACUGAAUUAUCAAUCGAUCAUCUUUCUUUCCACCGUCCGUGUUCAAUCUGCCUACUUUCGAAGGAGCCGAGCUCUGCAUCGUCCAUAAAAUCGAUCCCACUAUCAAGCAAUGGGCUCCGACGCAGAUAAAAGCAAAGCGAAAUCAGUCCCAGAGUCGAAAUCCGCCACGGACUUCACCCCCAAUACAGAGAUCUGGUACUCGGAUGGCAGCGUAGUCCUCGUAGCGAAGAAUAUUGCGUAUCGCGUCCAUGCUACUAUCAUGGCCGCACAUUGCGAGGUCUUCAAGGACAUGUUCUCCAUGCCUCAGCCCUCCGUGUCCGAUCCUGAUGCGGAGACGCACGAAGACGUGCCGGUGUUGCGCCUGCAGGACGAUCCAGUCGAUCUGAAACACCUGCUCAAGGCGAUCUAUGAACACUCAUACUUUAGCGCUGGCCAACAGACCAAGUUUCCUGUCGUCGCGUCGGUCCUCCGCAUGAGUACAAAGUACGACGCACCGUUCCUUCGUCAGCGAGCCAUUGACCUGCUCUCUACCGCCUACCCGUCCACACUCGCCGCAUGGGACAAUAGAGCCUCUCAGCGGCUCGUUCCACCCUUCGAGAACGAGCUCGCAAUUGUGAUCGAACUGGCCUACGAGACAGAUGUCAGAGUGAUCCUUCCUGCGGCAUACUUUGCCGCCAGCAGGGAGCCUCUGUCUUUUGUCUUACCGGAGUUCCGGAGACUAUCCGUCGUACCUGACGCACAGUGGGACUUGUGCAGGGACUUCGUGAUCGGGCGGGAGCGCCUGCAGCAGGCCGAGAUCACGAAUAUCCUCGCAUUCUUGGAGCCGACAUUUUUACGCCCCAACUGCCAGACCUCCAAUGACGCGACGACCAUCCUGAACACUUCGAGGAACGGUCUACGCAAGAUUUUUGAUUCCGAACCGUACCAUCAGUGGUGCAGCGCCCAUCCAGCGGAGGCGGGCAAGGCGCUUGUAUUGUGUGUCAAUUGCUGCACCGUGGUCGAGAAUUCAAUCAGGGAGGGCAGGAAGAACGUCUGGAGCCAGUUGCCUGGGCUGUUUGGUCUUGCCAACUGGGAAACCCUCAGAGCCAGAGAUGGCAUUACGCAGUGAUUUUACAGAGGUUCUCUUGAAGCUGAUGGAUGAAGAGUAUGCACUCGCUUUCAUUAAAAUAUCCUUGAUGAACACGUGCUAGGUCGCCUGUGAUCGCAUCCUUAAACUGCUGUUGCGUCCUGACCCGUCUCGCACUAGCUAUAUGCAAAAUUGACGUUCAUCAUGAGGUCAUGUAAAGUACGUGAACCGUUCAGUCAUGGCUCUAGGUCGUCUAGUAUUCUAUGGGUUCAUGAGCAAAUCAUGGUGGUG
This is a messenger RNA of Laetiporus sulphureus 93-53, 1389 nucleotides long. RefSeq lists its product as uncharacterized. The transcript has 2 exons. The record is from RefSeq and is a predicted model, not a curated record. Gene Ontology annotation, molecular function: protein binding. Lineage: Eukaryota; Fungi; Basidiomycota; Agaricomycetes; Polyporales; Laetiporaceae. The coding region runs from base 142 to 1140 and encodes 332 amino acids.